UUCUUGACUCUGACAGCCGCUUAGCAUCCCCUUCUUAGCGACCCGCACAGUUGUCAAAUUUUAGCAGAGAAAAUCGAUGCGAGAAAUUUGCGAAAGCAUCGGAAACGUCAAGUGGAGGAUUGUAAUUGUAACGCAUCGGAAAACAGCAAACAUUUGUACGCAAACUGUCUUCAUUGCUUAUUAAAUAAAGGUGAAUUUUAUAAUAUUGCGGGGAACAAAAUGAACUGAAAUAAUAUAGAAUCAGUAUCUGUAAAAAACCACAGUACAAAACACCGAAAUUAAAUAUAAUUAUAAUUUUGUAUAGCCUUUGAUCCUACUCGGGAAAGCGUUCUAAAGAUUAUGGGAGUAACUGAUAAGACUCCAGGAGAUAGUGCAUCAUGUUCUAAAAUAACAUUAGAAACAUUUCGGGAAAUCUUUCGUGACAUAGAGCCGGAAGUAGAAAUCAAUGGAUUUGAGGAGGAGCCGGGUUCUGGGCGCGGGGACAAUUAUACGGCGACAAUAUAUCGUACACAUCUUACUGGUCAUCGACAAAGCUCAGCGGAUGGCAAAAAACAAAAAUGGGAAAAGAAUGUAAUUUGCAAGAGAAUGCCGGAAAAUGUACAACGUCGAGAAGCUUAUAAAAGCGAUACGCUCUUUAGAAAUGAGGUGUUAUUUUAUACCGAAAUAUUACCAGAACUGGUGAGAUUUCAAGAAGACAAAACAUCAAAAGUUUUUGGAGCCAUUCCUAAAUGUUACUAUGCGCGAGACGAUCUUCUCAUAAUGGAGGACUUGCGCGUGCGCAACUUCCAAAUGCCGGAUCGCCAAAAGGGUUUAACUUUAGAAGAGACACACUUGGUCCUGAAAGAGGUGGCUCAAUUUCAUGCUCUCAGUUUGGCUUAUAAAUUUGAAAAUCCUGCUCAUUUCAAACGAUUGCGUCAACUUAUUACCGAAGGACUUUUUUGUUCCUCAAAUGCGAAUUGGUAUAAAAAUUACUAUGAAAGGCUUACAAAGGAUGCCAUUAAAAUGGUUUCUGAUAUCCUUCCGGAGGAUUCUAAAUAUUUGGAAGCAAUGAAAAAAUUUGCGGGGUGUUCAACGUUCUUUUCCCAAAUGGUUCAUUUAGUCAGUGCGGAAACGACACUUUCUGCUAUUUGUCAUGGUGACUGUUGGGUAAACAAUUUCCUCUAUCGCUAUGAAUAUUCCGGUGAUAAUACAGAACAAAAACGAGCCGUAGAUGUCUGCCUGGUAGAUUUUCAACUGAUUCGUUACAGUUCUAUUGCAUUGGAUAUAGCCAAUUUAUUAUUUUGUUGUACAACUAAAGUAAUGCGCGAUGAACAUUUAAACGGGUUUAUUAAACUAUAUACAUCAGAAGUUUUUGGUUGGAUGAAAUUAUUAUGCACAAAUAUACCAGAAUUAUGUGAUACUACAGAGAAAUUUGCCAAAUUAUUUCGCGCUGAAUUGAAAGAAUAUGGACGUUUUGCACUUGGACUUGCAAUGGAUAUUAUACCCAUGUCAACGUGUUCGUCUGAAAAUGCACCAGAUAUGUACUUAAAUAUGCACCAAGAUGACAUAGAGGCCGGUGCACCAAUCCUGAAUUUUCCUCCCAACGAUUUGUGUCGUCAAAAAAUGUCUGAUAUCGUUAUUGAUAUGGUCGACAAGGACAUGCUUUAAUAAUUUGUUCUAUACUAAACUAUUAGGCUACAAAGGCUAACGGUUGGAGAACGUGUAACUUAGUAUAAAUGUUACAAUUGCAGAUAAGCUUUCUUAUAACCAUUUUAGAUUAUAGCGUAACCAUAUAUAAAUUUACAAAAUUAUGUAUUAAACUUAUGUUGGUAUAUAAGUUAAUAAGAAAGCGUGCAUAUAUAAUAUAAGUUUAUUUUAGUUCUGAAGUUCUUUAGAAAUGUUCCAAAUAUGUGAAGCGCUAAUUAACUUUCAUUCACAUGCAAGUUUUAUAAAUGUAAUUUAUUACAGUAAGACGAGUAGAUUGAGCAAGCCGACUGUAGUAAUAUUUUAUAGAUGCAUAUGUAUGUAAGUGGGUGAAUGGAAUUAAUAUUAGUUGUAAUAAAAAUCCAAAGAACAUUUCGAACGCAAUUUGCGCACAUUCACGCACUAUGUACCGUAGGUGACUUUUGUGAAAGUAUUGCUAUAAUAUUUCGCUUUAGUUUAAGUACUCUUUAAUAUUGCAAAAAUAAAGAGUAAUGUCAAAUUUGUAAAGGAAAAAUAACACUGGAAUUUCGCUCUAAUGGCUUUACUUUUAUUUUAUCGGAGAAAAUUUUGUAAUAUACAAUAUUACCAAAAACUUCAUACUGACAAUAACAAUUUGUAGCAAUAUUGCAUAUUGUCGCUUGAAUAAAUUUGUAUUUAUAAAAGAAAAUUGUUAAUCGUUGAAUACUUGUUCGACAACCAUAAGUGAAUGAAAAUGCUACAUACCAAAUACUAUUAAAUAAAUUUGCUUAAAAAGAAUGUA
This is a messenger RNA of Bactrocera oleae (olive fruit fly), 2443 nucleotides long. RefSeq lists its product as uncharacterized. NCBI's taxonomy places the organism in Eukaryota, Metazoa, Arthropoda, Insecta, Diptera, Tephritidae. The record is from RefSeq and is a predicted model, not a curated record.